Messenger RNA from Fusarium sp. VM40, 1074 nucleotides. The record is from the annotation of a GenBank genome assembly. Lineage: Eukaryota; Fungi; Ascomycota; Sordariomycetes; Hypocreales; Nectriaceae.
AUGAAGCUUACAGCGUUUAUCAGCCUCUGGCUGCUGUCUUUCCUCCACAGAGCUCUUGCUGCCGAAGUCGUCCCCAGAUCCACCUUCACUGAGGUGAAAGAGUACGGCGACAACCCGACAGGCACUCGGAUGUGGCUGUACGUUCCGAAAACUCUAUCACCAAAACCCGCAGUAGUAGUUGGCAUCCAUUGGUGUUCUGGUAGCGCCCAAGCAUAUUACCAGGGCACACGAUGGGCUUCAUAUGCCGAGACAUAUGGGUACAUUGUCAUUUAUCCUCAGACGCCAUAUACUCGGGAUAAUUGCUGGGAUGUGGCAUCGAAGAUGACCUUGACCCACAAUGGUGGUGGUGCCAGUAACUCAAUCGCUAACAUGGCCAAAUUUGUCAUCAAGGAAUAUAAUGCCGAUACUAGCAGAAUAUUUGUUACAGGCACUUCCUCCGGUGCUAUGAUGACUAAUGUUAUGGCCGCAGCCUACCCUGACAUCUUUGCCGCAGGCAUUGUAUAUGCAGGCGUCCCAGCCGGUUGCUUCAAGAGCCAAGACGAUAUUCCUGACUUUUGGAACUCAACAUGCUCGACUGGUCAGUCUAUCUGGACUCAAAAUCAGUGGGCCAACGUCGUUAAAGAUAUGUAUCCGGGAUAUACUGGGCCACGACCAAAAAUGCAAAUCUAUCACGGCUCAGUAGAUGAGGUAUUGAAUUCGCAGAACUAUUAUGAAACUAUUAAGCAAUGGACUGGCGUGUUUGGCUAUUCAACCGAGCCAGUAUCUACAAAUCCUAAUUUCCCGCGGAGCCCAUAUACCCGAUACGUUUUUGGCGAUAAGCUACAGACGUUCUUGGGCCAAGGUGUUACUCAUUCCAUUGACGUGUUUUCUGAAGAAGACUUAAAAUGGUUUGGAUUUACUGAUCCAGUAAAACCAUCAUCCACUACUACAACCGCAAUACCUACAAGCACUGGUGGCUCAGAGACUUCUCCCCAAUGGGGCCAAUGUGGCGGGAUAGAAUGGACAGGCCCUAAACAGUGCGCAAGUCCUGCCAAAUGCGUUAAGAUCAACGAUUGGUACUCUCAAUGUCAGUAG